AUGCAGAUCCAUGAAGACCCAAACAAGCACAAGGUGGUGCGGCAAUGGCCACGUCUUUGGGGCUGGGAGUUUUCCAACAUAUCCUGGUGGGUUGCGCAGCUCUUCACAUGGGGAUCUGUAGCCUGGUGUAUCAAUGGCUGGUAUGCGCUGUUCCCUCUAGAGGACGAGGCCAGAAACACCAGGAUUGUCGGGUGGAGUGCGCUUGUGGGUGGGACGCUGUUUGAGGUGGGAGCGUACUGCAUGGUGGUUGAGGCUGUGAACAGGGGCAAUGCUGUUCGCUUCGGCUACGAGGUGAAGAAUCUCCUCGAGUCCGGGCUGACUCACUUCCACUUGGCGCGUGGCAGCGGUUACUACAGCCACAGCAACGGCUCAGGGCGUGAGAUGGAGACUGUCGAGGAUCGCCGUGCAGUCCUGGAUAAGGAUAAGGGCGGGAAGACGGGGUCAGGGAAGCCAUUUGCAAAUGGUGCUGGAAACAGUGAUGGGGCUACAAAGAAGGAUACCUCUGGCAGCGGUGGCCAGCGGUGGCGCUGGUGGGGCACCAGGUGGAAUAAUCUGGGCUACUUGGCGUCAUUUGUCACCAUGAUAGGCGCUACCAUUUUCUGGGUAUCCACAAUCGUGGGCGUGCCUGGAGUGCUGCCAGAUGAGUCAGUGCACUAUGUGGAGUGGGACAUCCUAUUCUGGCUGACACAGGUGCUAGGCUCGUGCUGCUUCAUAGCUGCAGCGAUCCUAUUCAUGCUGGAGACUCAGUCGUCCUGGUGGCGCAUACAACCCCUCAACCUAGGCUGGCAAGUGGGCUUCUGGAAUCUUAUCGGCGGCCUGGGAUUCUGGCUCAGUGGCUUUUUUGGAUUCUGGGCGUAUCCGGCAGGGACGCAUCAGAAGUGGGGCACAGCGCUCAGCACCUUCUGGGGUGCAUGGGCGUUUCUGCUGGGGUCCUACAUACAGCUGUUUGAAAUGCUGAACUGA
Molecule: messenger RNA, 963 nt
Organism: Coccomyxa subellipsoidea C-169
Lineage: Eukaryota; Viridiplantae; Chlorophyta; Trebouxiophyceae; Coccomyxaceae
Exons: 8
Coding region: 1-963 (320 amino acids)
Source: RefSeq, a predicted model, not a curated record